Triticum dicoccoides is the source of this 1592-nucleotide messenger RNA. RefSeq names its product putative pentatricopeptide repeat-containing protein At1g10330. Gene Ontology annotation, molecular function: RNA binding; protein binding. Gene Ontology annotation, biological process: RNA modification. NCBI's taxonomy places the organism in Eukaryota, Viridiplantae, Streptophyta, Magnoliopsida, Poales, Poaceae. The coding region runs from base 50 to 1471 and encodes 473 amino acids. The transcript has a single exon. The record is from RefSeq and is a predicted model, not a curated record.
UUUCCCUUCCUACGCCGCCGGCCUCCUCUCGCCGGCUUCCGGCUAGCAUAUGUGGACGGGCUCCCCGUACUCCUUCGCCGUCCUCGAACGCCUCCUCCAAGAUCACUUCUCCGCCCCUCGCCGCCUCCUCCAGGUCCAUGCCCUCCUCCUCACCUCCGGCGCGCUCUCCACCUCCCACGCUGCCGCCACCUUCCCCUACAACUGCCUCAUCCAUGCCCACCUCCGCCUCCCCGCUUCCACCGUUACCCCGCUAUGCGGCCCCCUCCGCCUCUUCUCGACCAUGCUCGCCGCCGGCGCGCGCCCCAACGGCCACACGUUCCCUUCCCUCCUCAGGUCCGCCUCCGCCUCCGGACCAGCCACCAGGGCCCUCCACGCGCAGUGCCUCCGCCGCGGGCUUACGGCCGACCGCUUCGUUGCAUGCUCGCUCGUCAGCUCCUAUGGCCGAGCUGGCCGUCUCGCGCAUGACGCUUCUAAGGUGUUUGACGAAAUGGCCAGCCCGGAUCUCGCCUCCUCUAACGCCAUGCUUGAUGUGCUGUGUCUCGCUGGGGACGUGGCUGCGGCUAGAGUGUUCUUUGAGCGGAUGGUGGUGAGGGAUGUGGUAUCAUGGACGACGCUCAUCUCUGGGUUAUCGAGGAAUGGGUGCCACUGGGAUGCUGUCGAGAUCUUCAGGGGAUUUUUGGUGGACAACAGGGGACUGCUCGGUGAGGCCACGUUGGUCAGCGUGCUCUCGGCUUGUGCAAACUUGGAUGGUGCUGAGGGGCUUGUGGUCGGGACGGCUGUUCACGCUUAUGUCGUUCGCCAUGAGGUUGACCUCACAGCGUUCUUGGGCACGGCGUUGAUCGACAUGUAUGGGAAGUAUGGGAAGCUUGACUGUUGUAGGAGAGCUUUUCAUGCUGUAUCUGAGAAGGAGGUCUGUACGUGGAAUGCGCUGCUGUCUGCACUGGCUAAUCAUGGGAAAGAGACUGAAGCACUGGUUAAGCUCAACAUGAUGAUAGUUGGAGGGUUCUUGCCAAAUCAGAUUACAUUUCUUGCUCUACUGACAGGUUGUGCUCGAGCAGGAUUGGUGGAGAUUGGGUUAUACUGGUUCGAGACGAUGGUGACUGAAUACAAGGUGACUCCGAUGAUGGCCCAUUAUGGAUGUGUUGUGGACCUGUUAGGCCGUGCUGGCCGUUUCAUGGAGGCCAUUGAGAGGAUAGAGCGGAUGCCCUUUUUGCCUGAUGCUUCUGUGUGGGGCGCGCUUCUUGGUGCUUGCAAGCUCCAUGGAAAUGUGGAGCUUGUUGCUGAGAUUGGGCGAAAUCUAGUGGCUCUUGGUCCUCAGCAAUCCGACCGGUAUGUGACUAUCAGGAAUAUUUAUCUAGAAAAUGGGAAUUGGUGUGCUGCGACGAGAAUGGGUGAGGUGAUGCAUGACGCCGGGAUCAAGAAGACAGCAGGACAAAGUAGUGUUGUGUUUGACAGCUCUGCCAUUACUUGACUAGAGUUUGUUUGUUGCAAAUAUUGCUCUUCUGGGACUACCGUUUGUUUCUCAUGACUUGUACCCUUAGGAAAAUACUAACCCACAUCUUGUUCAAGCUUAUAACAAAUAUUUGACGUAA